Molecule: messenger RNA, 7502 nt
Organism: Leptopilina heterotoma
Lineage: Eukaryota; Metazoa; Arthropoda; Insecta; Hymenoptera; Figitidae
Exons: 16
Coding region: 157-6033 (1958 amino acids)
Biological process (GO): microtubule-based movement
Molecular function (GO): ATP binding; microtubule motor activity; microtubule binding
Source: RefSeq, a predicted model, not a curated record
GUUUUAUCAGUGAUUUAUUGUUUGAAAAAAAGAAAAAUGUGUGAUUAGAAAAGUUAUUCAAGUGUGGGGAUGUUAAAAUUAUUAUUUAUCGUUAAGUACUGAAGGACUUGGAUUUUAUUAAAUUUCAUGUAGAAGAAUUACUGCACAAGAUUUGCGAUGGACGUGCGAACGGAACGUCCUCGAACUGCGGGACGAAUUGCUCCUACAGGACGAGUCACACCGACAGUCCAUCAAAAUCCAAAUGCUGGAAGACGAAAAGCCAUUCCCGUCCCACCGCCGAGAGUUCCAACGCCAAUGCCCACUCCCAACAACAAUAAAGAAAGAAAUAAUGCUAAUGUGCUGGAGACGCCUACGGUGCCAAUACACAAAAAGGAGCCUCGGGAAAAUAUUGCCAGAAUUGCCAAGCGAUAUCUUGAUGAUAAUAUGCAGCAGGCGUGGAUCAAUCCUCGUCUAAUAUCGAUGAUAAAUAUGGAAGCGGUAACAUCGAGCGAUUACGAUCCAUCGAAUCUAAGUCGAAACUUCAAUCAAGUGGGCUUUAAUACCUACAAUUAUUCUCAAUUCGAGGACAAGUAUAAACCCCAACAAAUCUUAAAGUACGGCGACGAGUAUCUUGAGUACGGUAGAAAUUCCGUGAAAAUGGGUUUAAAUACAAAAUGGACAUCGCGCCACACACAAGAACAAAAUUCAGCAAUAAAAUUCAAUCAACGACAUCCACGAAGUCAUUCACAGCCAGAAAAGCAGUAUCAUCAUUCCAAUGAGACAAGAUCCAAGUCACAAGACUCAAGGGAAUUGACAUUCUAUCAAAUCGAUCCACCCUUGAAGCAUGACAACACUCCAACAACCAAGUAUCAUCGUCCUGGGGAGAAAAUUCUUCAGGGUAAAAAAGAAUUGACCUUUUAUGAAAUUGACGGUCCACCGUUGCACGAGAAGAAGGAGGUGAAAUUUUCCCAACCGGAAAAAGUGGAGAAAAGGGAUAAAAUCAUAUCGUCGAAACACAGUCAUGGGAAAUUAAUAAAUCCAGAGCAAAAAGUAACGAUUGGCUAUCAAAUGAAUCGUUCGCAAUCUGAUCUUGGUGAGAAUCAGACAUUUUCGUCGAGGAUUCCAAAUGGAUCGUUUGUUGAACCACCGAAAUAUCGUGCUUUUGAUCGUCCACCGAAAUAUCAGGAGAAUCCACCGAAAAUUGAACCGCCGCCAAAGUAUCAUCAGGAACCGCCGAAAUAUUCUGAAAUUAUCAAGAGGCAGGAGGAUGCAAAGCAAGCUCAGGAGGAAAGGUCCAGACGUCCUACAACAGUUGGGGGUGCCGUUGUCGUUGGUACUAGAGGGGGAAAUGUGCAUGGAGUUGAGGCGCCUACCAAUAUGGCUAGUAUCACGCCAACCGCGCGCGAGUCAACACGGGGAGGUGCCGCCACAUCUCGUCAGCGACAGAUCCAAAAGUCCUCAUCAAGUGUAAACAAAGAUGAUCCCCCACUAGCGAGGGAUGAACAUCAUGAACCACUGCGAAAUCUCGAUAAUCUAAAAUCACAUCAAACCCCACGUACCACUACUUCCGCUGGUGGUUGUGGUACCACUGCCAUCGAUUCAAUUCCCGAAAAAUUCAAGGGCACACUGGACCUAAUCAAGGUCACCGAUUCAACACCUCAAGGUCGUCUCACCGACAAGUCAAUGAUCAAACUAGAAAAGGCGAAAGUUUCCCACGAAACACUCGUCGGCAAAUCAGAAAAAAUGAAAUCAGUACAGGAGCCGAUUCAUAAACAUGAAAUCCCAAAGGUGAAAAUAAAUCACGAUUCAUUGGGUUACGGUGGUUACAAAGUUGAGAAUUUAAAGUACUACGGUGAAUUAAAGGGUUAUGAUUUCAAGUCCUAUGGGAAUAUUGAUAAACCCCCAAGUUCGGCGCAUGAGAAAAGUCAUCAGCAACAUUCAUCAUCGGAGAAGGGUUAUCAGCCGAAUGAUAAUAAGUGUCAGGCUAAAGUACUUCAGACGUAUGUGAAGGGUGGUCAGACGGAAAAAAGUGUUUAUAGUGACAAGUAUGGUGAUCAUUAUUAUCAUAGAUCGUCGCACGUGAAGCCACAGAAUCCGUAUCAAGUGUACCAGGAGACCAAGUACUCGUAUAAUGUUAGUGUGACACCGGGAACACCAGCACAGGCCAGCGCAGCCGCAGCUUUCUUUGCAAGAGCUGCACAGAAACUGAAUCUUUCAGCGAGUCCGCAUAGGAGACGUAGAUCAGGCGAUGAUAUUGAUGAACAACCCUUUUUUCCUAAUGGCUAUGCAGCUCUUCUCCAGAAAUCUCCUCCUCCAGCACCGCCAGCACUUCUUAGGAGGAUAGGCGUCAAAGAGUUGUCUGGAGUUGGAAAGGUGAAAGUGAUGCUGAGAGUUUCACCUGGAGAAGGAGGAAGUUUUUUCAAUGCCGAUAAAAGGAAAAAACAAGUGACCUUGAUCGAUCCAGCCUCGGCCCAAUCUUCGACAGCCGAAGAUCGCAGACCCACUGUCGCGGCACCGAAAAUGUUUGCGUUCGACGCUAUUUUCACCGAGGAAGACUCACAGACGGAAAUCUGCUCGAGCGCUCUUACAGAUGUCAUCCAUGCCGUAAUCAAUGGAACAGACGGUUGCCUCUUCUGUUUAGGACACGCCGGUCUCGGAAAAACACACACAAUGUUGGGUACUUCCGAGGCAGGCCACACCUUAGGUGCAAUUCCAUGUGCAAUAACUUGGCUUUUUCGCGGUAUUUCCGAACAGCGACAAAGGACAGGUGCUAGAUUUAGUGUACGAGUAAGUUGCGUCGAAUUGACAGCAGGACAACAACAAUUAAAAGAUUUGUUAGCUGCCUACGCAAACGAUUCUGAGCAAUCACCGGCUGUAUAUUUAAGGGAUGAUCCUCUUUUCGGGACUUUGCAACUUCAACAGCACAGCGAACUUCGUGCUCCGACUGCUGAACGAGCAGCUUUUUAUCUCGACGCCGCUGUUGCUGGUCGUCAACGAGAAGGCGAUACUCACAUGCUUUAUACCCUUCACGUCUACCAGUAUAGUGUCGCCGGUAAAGGGGGAGUCGCUGGAGGUCGAAGCAGACUACACCUAAUGGACCUAGGAAACUCGGAUCGAGGAAAAUCAUCAGGCGGAAUUCCACUCUCAGGCCUAGGAAACAUUCUCAUAGCGAUUUUUAACGGUCAAAAGCAUCUGCCCUACAAAGAGCACAAAUUAACCCAACUCCUCAAAGAAUGCCUCGGAUCCUUAACCUGUCACGCGGCGAUGAUCGCCCACGUCUCACCAAACUCCCAACAAUACAGCGAAACCCUAACAACAGUUCAACUAGCCUCAAGAAUUCAUCGAAUGCGUCGAAGAAAAAUCAAGUUCAUCGGCAACAAUGUUCAGGGCACCGGAAGUGGUGGCAGUUCCGGUGAGGAAGCUGCCCGACAAAACAGCGAAUGCGAUCCAAGUUCGAGUGACCUAUCAGCCGACACUGUCAUCUACGUAGGUCCAAGUACAGACGACGCAACUGACGGCGAACACCCCCCUGUCUACAUCCCAAGUCUCAAUUCCGGUGACAAUCGAUGCGCAAUGGGUCGCAUUCUCCGAGGAUCAGCCGCCGAAAGGCCCAAUAAAAUAACCGAGGAACGAAGUCCAGCCCACAAGGCAACAAAGGCAGUGAAAGCUCUCACCCAAACAGCCUCGAAACAAACCUCACCAGCCCACAGUAUUACCCCCAAAGCGAGUCCCGCGCGAAAAAACAAUUCCACAAAAACAAUCUCCAAAAGCGCCGACUCGCCAAACAGCAAAAUUCCCGUCGCCGUCACAACCGACGAACAAUGGAUCGACGGUCCCCGAAUUUCCAAGUCCAAAGUCGCCGAAGCCAGGCACUUACUAAAAGACUCCCAUCAUCACAAGCGCGAAACUUGGAUAGACGGUCCCAUGCAAUUAACAGCACAUCAACAACAUUCCGGCUAUGGUUUCAUGGACAGUCACAAGAAAAGUAUGAUCAGAAAAUGGGUCGAGAAUCAAUCGUCCCAAAUACAAAGGACUAAAUACAAUUCCCGCGGUCAUUCCAAACCUGGUCAAUCAUCUCAAUUUAAGGAAAUAUCAAAAAAUAUCGAUGAUGACGAGACAUCGCUAUCAACUGUCGAGAGCGAAAGUCUAAAAGCAAGUGAAAUCGAAGACAUCACUGAAAAAUUGGGAGCGAAAUUAAAUCUUCUUAAUGUUAAAUCCAAUACUGAUUCUGGACUCGAUUUGACUGCGAGUCCAAUACUGGAUAAUUCUCUGGGUAGAAGUAAACUCGACAUUCAUGAGGAUGAAGAUGAUGACGAGGAGAUUGUCGUCCCUCCACCAUUGCCUCUGAUUGAACCUCUAAGCAAUGGCGUGAGUCGCGAAGUUUCCAUGGAAAGUUUAAAUCUCUCUCAUAAAGAUAUCGUACUACCGUCCAGACAUUCAUUGUCUUCAGAAGAUGAGAUUUUGGAAAUUGUCGAGGUUGAGGAUCUCGAACCAGUUCCAAUGCAAGAUUCUUGUCUUCAAGUUACAGAGGAGGACAUUGCACUGUGCAUGGGAGAAAAUCCAUUGCCCGAAAGUGAUCAAGAGGAACAUCCCCUCAGGAUAUUGAGUCAGGAAAAUCUCACCGUCGUCUCAACGUUUACAGAUUCAAUGUCAGUAAUGUCGGACACUGAACGAUAUAGACCUCAAUAUCAAUUACCAGUGGGAAUGGGAAUGUUGCCGCGGCCUUACUUCGAUCACGAGGACUUUUUGGAACAAGAAAGCAGACACAAGUUCGAUCAAUUGGCUCGUCUCCACGAGUUGUACCAAAGUAAAUUAGCCCUUGCCAACGUUUCCAAUUCCGCGACUUAUCAGAGGGAAAACUCCUCAACAGUCACCAUUCGAGAUGCUCCAUCCGCCACGACCUUCCGUCCACCAUCUCGGUGUCAAUCGUUAUCCCUCUCGGACGUUCUCUUCAACGACAAUGCCAGCAAUCAUGGCAGUACAUUCAGUGAACCUGCCUACAUUGCCGGUAAAUCGGAGCAGGAAAAAAUCUGUGACAAUUGUCGACAGACAAUGUCAAGGCCAGAAACAGCCUCCUAUUGGUAUCCUAGUAGUGUUGCACAUCUCGCCAGUCCCCGACGAUAUUGCGGAAAAUUGGGAGAAUGCAACAUUUCAAGUCUACGACAUCCCGACGGUGCUUCAAAUCCAAAUCUCAAGGAGGAAAUCGAGAGGAUACCUGGUAAUGGAGCCUCGGGCUCCGAUCCCGAGGAGGAAUAUGUCGAGGCCAAGAAACUCUUCAGCACAAACGAGAGAUCCGAAAGAACAGUUACUGGCAAAUCCGACAUCGAAGAGGACAGAAAAACAAUAGUAGCGACACCACUGCAAAUAUCGAUUCCAAGUUCCGUGCCAUCAUCAGGACGGAUGCAGAGGAAAAUAUUGAGUCUUGGAUCAUCGUUUGGUUUAAAUAAAGACGGUUAUGAUUCGGGGGCUGAUUCAACGCCAAGAGCUGCUAAACUUUCGCCAGCGACACUUUCGAGACAUCGAGCAGAAAGUUCAGGAUAUGAUAGCAUUGUUCGCGACAGUGAGACCAGCAGCAUUGCAAGUGACUCGUCCAGACACACAAAUGCCCUUCAGGAACAUCAAGCGGUGGGACGACCGGAGGCAGGAUGCGAGCCCCGGGUCCCGGCCCAGGGAAUGCCCGCGGGGAUUCUCGUCUACACAGACGAGGACGUAGCAACUCUGGACAGACGCGCACAACUACGCUCGGAGCCGCGUGGAAUAAUGUUCAAGAUACACAACCUACGUCUGCGCCAGCGCCUUCUUAGACAGGAAUUACGCGAUGCCAAAAAGCGGCUAAUGGUGUCCGAUGACCGAUGGAGUUACGAACUGCACGUGGAGAACAGUAUGGACUGGCGGGAUCCAGCUUUCUUGGAAGCUCUCGAAGCAGAGACGUUCAUUCUCCAAAAAAGAGUUGAAGCCUGCAAGAGUCACGUGAUACUUAUAACCUGUUUUGAUUCCUAUCCGCGGAGAGAAUCGAUAUACUUAGAAUCACCAACUGGAAUCAAAAUCACUUAACAAUUGUUUGGAUCAGCGCAAAUUACUUCGUGCUGAUCAAAUGAAAUCGUAAUUCCAAAAAACGAACACUACUCUUUCAAGGAAAUCACAAUUUUUCUAAAAAAGAACAAAAGAAAACCAUGAUCGAAAUAGAAAAUUGAGAUUCUACAUUUGUAGCAAAAACUGUGACCGACGUGUGUGUAAAACAAAAAAAUUCAAUGCUCUAAUUUUUUUUCCCCACAUUUCUAAAGAAUCGUUUUUAAAAAAACGUUUCACAUGUUCUUGUUUCGAAUUUAGAAAGUGUUCAGCAAAAAAAAAUUCCAGCAUUGCAAUUUUAUUCCAAAAACUCUAAAUAGAUAAAUUAAAAAUUUUCCACCCAACUUUUUCGUUUACCAAGUGAAAAAGAAAAAUUAUCAAAACUUUUGUUUUGAGUAUAAAAAGAGAACUGCCAAAAAAAAUAAGAAAAAAAAAACAAAAGUCAUUUUGAUGAGACUGAGAGACUGCAAAGGCAAACAGAUAAACAGACUUCCGAUUAAAGACUGUUAGCCAAUUUUUCUAUUUCCAAGUUUUAAACAAAAAGAGUGAGUGAAUAAGUGUAUGUGUGUGGGAUUCGAAUAAACUUCGAUGUUAUAACAGAAAUUUUAAAACAAAACUUUUCAUUACGAUUCAUAAACGAUUUUCACAAUUUUUUAUAAAACUAUUUCUUCAAGACGAAAAAUUUCGUUCAAACGACACUUUUAUUCUAUAUCAAUUUCUCGUGAUAUUUAACUAAAAAACCAAACGUACCAAACCUUUUAUCACUAAAAAAAAAAUCCGUCAAUUUUUUCAAAAUUUCAUAUCAAAUUCUACAAAUAAAAAAAAUAAAUUGACAACUUUUUAUAAAAAGAACAAUUUUCCAAUGAAAGUUAAAAAUGAAAGUUGAAUAUUUCCAAGUUUUUGUCUUCCUUCGAUAAUGGUGAUAUUUGAAUAUAAGUUGAGAAAUUUUUCCUUUCAAUAUAAAAAAGAGUCUUUUUUCCUAAUUUAAAAAAAAAGAUUUUUACCAAUCAGGGUGCGAUAAGAAUCGAACUGACUCUUCCGAAAAAAAAAAUAAACGCAAAUCGUACUGCCAAAAUUGAUAUACGAUUUACAAUUUAAACACAGGCCGUAAGUAAUAAUAUUAAUGCACGCACGUUAAUUCAAAAUAAUAUCGUAGCUUUAAUCGUUAUCGCAGUUACUGCACUUUGUAGAGCUCCUAUAAUUCACUUAGAGAGACUCCAAUAAUUAAAGAAAAAAAAAGAAUAAUUAAAAAAACGUAGCUCAAAAAAAAAAUUCUACCACACGCAUAGAUAACAAUAUUAUAUAAGUAUCUUUUCUGCGUGAGCCUCAUCACCCUCCGUUUCUCAAAAUCACAUUUUUUGUCUUUUCAAUAAAAAACAAACACAACACGGAAAACAAAUUUUAUUCUUUUAAAAUUUAACUAAAAAAAUUCUACUGUACAUUGAAUUUUUUUU